AUGGGGAAAGAGAAAGAAGAUGCAUCCCGCAUAACACCUCCUAUCACUAAUCCAUCAACCCCGCAACACCCAUGGAAUUCUACUUGCGCUGCUGCGUCAAGUACUGCUGCCCUGAGUAGUUCCGCUACCUUGUAUAGUUCUGCCAUACCAAUGAUGGGGCAUCUUCCAACUACCUAUCCAUAUCCAUGGAGCAAUCAGCAACAAACAUGGAACUCUACGAUCGCACCCCUGUCUAGUUUCGCAACUAAUGUUAGCUCUAGUGUAGCUACUAGGUCUAGUGUACAAAGCAGCACUAUUGUAGCUGCUAGCUCUUGUUCGACUUUACCAACAUUUUCCCCUUCGACAAAUGCCAACUCAUAUCCAUGUGGUAGCGAGGAAAAUAAAGUGGAACAAAGUAACUCUAUUGAAGAGUUUAGUGACAAAACAUUAGACUCGAUAGAUUGUGAAGAGCAGUCUACUGCCUCUUUGGGUAAUACUGUUGAGACCAAAGAGGCUGUAUGUUCUGGGUCACUUCAUGUCGAGCAAUCUGAUGGGGGUGAUAUCACUGAGGAGCCAAAGCCAGGGAUGUGCUUUGAGUCGGAGAAUGCGUUGAUGGAUUUUUAUAAACAUUAUGGAAAACAAGAAGGUUUUCCGGUUAUGACACAAAGGAGUAAAAGAGAGAAAGAUGGGACUAUCAAAUAUGUUACUCUGGGAUGUGCUCGUGGUGGCAAGGCACGGAAUAGAACAUCAAAUAUCUCAAGGCCUCGGCCAACAAGCAAGACAGACUGCAAGGCAAGGAUGAAUGUAGUGUUCAAGAAUGGGAAGUUGUGUGUCACAUCAGUUUUUAACACACACAAUCAUGUACUCAGUCCAAGAAAAGCAAGAUUCUUCAGAUGCAACAGAGAAGUUAAUGAGUCAGUUAGGAGGGUGUUGGAUACAAAUGAUCAGGUUGGCAUACGGAUGAAUAAGAGUUUUCAAGCUCUUGUGACUGAGGCGGGUGGGUUUGAGAAUGUAUCAUUUGGAGAAAAAGAUUGCCGUAACUAUAUUGAUAAGGCACAACACCUACGUCUAGGUAAAGGUGGUGCUCAAGCACUGUUGGAAUAUUUUAGAAGGAUGCAAUACAAGAAUGAUGGUUUUUUCAGUAUUAUGGAUGUAGAUGAGGAUGAUAGGCUGAGAAAUGUGUUUUGGGCGGAUGCCCGUAGUAGAGGGGCUUACUACUAUUUUGGAGAUGUGGUAACAUUCGAUACCACAUACUUGACAAAUAGGUAUGGCAUGCCAUUUGCACCUUUCGUGGGUGUAAACCACCAUGGACAAUCAAUUCUUUUUGGUGCAGGCCUUAUUUCAAGUGAGGAUACCGAAUCAUUUGUUUGGUUAUUUAAAAGUUGGCUUGAUUGCAUGGAUGGAAAAACACCAAAUACUAUUAUUACAGAUCAAGAUCGCGCAAAGAAAAAUGCGAUUGCCAUUGUUUUUCCCAACACCAAACAUAGAUAUUGCUUGUGGCACAUAUUGAAAAAGGUCCCUGAGAAACUUGGUUCCCAUACUCAAUACCAAUCUGGGCUGAAAAGUAAGUUACUAUCUUGUGUCUAUGACUCCCUUACUAUUGAGGAGUUUGAGAAUUCUUGGAACAUCCUCAAGGAUACAUUCAACUUGCAUGAAAAUGCUUGGCUGCAAAGCUUAUAUGUAAAGAGAGAGUUUUGGGUGCCUGUAUAUUUAAAGAACACAUUUUGGGCUGGGAUGAGUACAACUCAGCGCAGUGAGAGCAUGAACGCUUUCUUCGACGGCUAUGUGCAUGCCAAGACAAACCUUAAAAAGUUUGUUGAUCAGUUCGACAAUGUAUUGAAGAAAAAAAUUGAGAACGAAAAUCAAGCAGACUUUCAUUCUUUCAACUUCACCAUUCCUUGCAGUAGAUGCAGAGUUUGUAGUUUUUAUGAGGAUGUAUUUGCAGUCAUCUACUUAGUGAACUUGCAGUAG
This is a messenger RNA of Carya illinoinensis, 1950 nucleotides long. Its product is annotated as protein FAR1-RELATED SEQUENCE 5-like. The transcript is spliced from 4 exons. NCBI's taxonomy places the organism in Eukaryota, Viridiplantae, Streptophyta, Magnoliopsida, Fagales, Juglandaceae. Bases 1 to 1950 code for a protein of 649 amino acids. The record is from RefSeq and is a predicted model, not a curated record.